Messenger RNA from Wasmannia auropunctata (little fire ant), 4659 nucleotides. RefSeq names its product acetylcholine receptor subunit alpha-L1 (gene nAChRalpha2). The record is from RefSeq and is a predicted model, not a curated record. The transcript has 8 exons. Lineage: Eukaryota; Metazoa; Arthropoda; Insecta; Hymenoptera; Formicidae. Gene Ontology annotation, molecular function: transmembrane signaling receptor activity; acetylcholine-gated monoatomic cation-selective channel activity. Gene Ontology annotation, biological process: regulation of membrane potential; monoatomic ion transmembrane transport; nervous system process. Bases 391 to 2022 code for a protein of 543 amino acids. Gene Ontology annotation, cellular component: postsynaptic membrane; neuron projection; synapse.
GUCCAGCGGCUGUACACAAUGUCAUUUCUGCCGGACGUUCUUCCGGCGUUUCGCGAGCGGAACGACGAUCCGCGCGAGUAAUGAGAGAGCCCCGCGCCCGACGAGGUGUCGCCGACUGAUAUAAGUAAGCGCGCGCCCGGAGAUCGAACGUAUUUCCAGAUUCACACGGCGGAUUAUGAUACGCAAGGAGGGCACGGGGAUAAAAGCGCCGUAUUUAAGGGAAACGAGUAACCGGGGCGUCCGAGGUGGCCGAAGCGCAAGUACAUCCACGACCGUUUAGAUUACGUUCCGAUACGCGUAUACAUGCCCUCAGAAAUAGUUCCUCGGUGAACGAAAUCACGGAUACUUUUGACGAGUCUUGUUUAAUCGCACGUUUGAACGCAACGCAAAAUGAUGUACUCCUUAAUCAUCCUGAUCCUUUCGGUGGGGAUCUGCUACAGUAAUCCAGACGCUAAGAGACUUUACGACGAUCUGCUCUCGAAUUAUAAUCGGCUGAUUCGACCUGUGUUCAACAAUACUGACACCGUUGUUGUGAAACUAGGGCUUCGUCUCUCGCAGCUGAUAGAUCUCAAUUUAAAAGAUCAAAUCCUAACGACGAACGUCUGGUUGGAGCACGAAUGGCAGGAUCAUAAAUUCAUAUGGGAGCCCUCGGAAUACGGAGGUGUCACUGAACUCUACGUGCCGAGCGAGCAUAUAUGGCUGCCCGACAUUGUACUUUAUAACAACGCGGACGGAGAGUACGGUGUGACAACAAUGACUAAGGCCGUUUUGCAUCACACCGGCAGGGUGCUUUGGACCCCUCCGGCAAUUUUUAAAUCUUCCUGCGAAAUUGACGUUAGAUACUUCCCCUUCGAUCAGCAAACAUGCUUCAUGAAAUUCGGCUCGUGGACAUACGACGGCUUUCAAAUCGACUUGAAGCACAUUAAUCAAAAUAUGGGCGACAAGGUCGAAGUAGGUAUCGACCUGCGAGAAUAUUACCCGAGCGUGGAAUGGGACAUACUGGGUGUUCCGGCGGAGCGUCACAAAAAGUACUCCCCAUGUUGUCUCGAGCCGUAUCCCGACAUUUUCUUCAACAUAACUCUGCGCCGAAAAACGCUGUUCUACACGGUGAAUCUCAUAGUGCCAUGCGUCAGCAUCUCUUACCUGUCAGUUCUGGCCUUCUAUCUGCCGGCCGACUCCGGGGAGAAGAUCGCGCUCUGCAUCAAUAUCUUGCUUUCGCAGACCAUGUUCUUCUUACUGAUAUCCGAGAUUAUACCAUCCACGUCGCUGGCGCUGCCGUUGCUCGGCAAGUAUCUGCUCUUCACGAUGAUCCUAGUCGGAUUCUCGGUCGUGAUAACGAUCAUCAUCCUGAACGUGCACUACCGCAAACCGAGCACCCAUAAAAUGGCGCCAUGGGUGAGAAAGAUCUUCAUCAAGAGAUUGCCGAAGCUACUGCUGAUGAGAGUGCCCGACGAUCUUCUCAACGAUCUCGCCGCGCACAAGAUACACGGAAGAGGAAAAUCGGGGAAGAAGAGCAAGUUCAAUGCCGCGGUCGCGGCCGCGGUACAAUCGUCAUCGAUAAUAUCUUCGCCGGAUUCUGCUCGUCAUCAACGGAUCGACGGUUGCAACGGUUUACACACGACAACUGCCCACAACCGAUUCCUAGUCGGCAGUUUAGGAUACAAUGGGCUUUCAACGGUCAUGUCCGGUCUUGACGAGUCACUGAGCGACGUGACGCCAAAAAAGAAGUAUCCCUUUGAGCUGGAAAAAGCUUUGCAUAACGUCAUGUUCAUCCAGCACCAUAUACAACGUACGGACGAAUUCAAUGCAGAGGAUCAAGAUUGGGGUUUCGUCGCGAUGGUUCUUGACCGCCUCUUCCUGUGGAUGUUCACGAUAGCUUCGAUCGCCGGGACGUUCACCAUCCUGUGCGAAGCGCCGGCACUUUAUGACGACACGAAACCGAUCGACAUGGAAAUUUCUUCCGUUGCUCAACAGCAAUUCCUUCCGUCUGGUCAAGAGUUGCUGAAGACCAUCGGGUCGUAGACGCGUUUCGUUAGGGCACGCGCGCGAUGUGUUUCCGCAUGUAUUAUCAGCAUGAAAAAGGGGAAGCGGCGAACUGUCUUACAGGGCCAUCACAAAAAUUUUAAAAUCGUAACCGCAAGGUCCUAAGCAUAUUGAUCAAUCACAGUCGAGUUUUCUAAAACCGUAAGAUCGCAAUGUAUAAAUUGUGAUUGGUCGUGAUUUGUUAGCGGCCUCACGAUUACGAUUAAAACAUUUUUCACGUGUGGCUUUUACCGAAUAAAGCAACGUUGUGGAUAGGUCAUGGCCGUGGAACCGAAGUAAUAUCUCCAAACGCGAAGCGCAGUUCGCGAUCGUCUUCAUUUAAUAUAACACUACCGAUUCGUACUCAAGCAUACAAAUUGUAUCUAGAUAAAUUACGGUCUUCGAUUUUAAGACGAUAUAUAUAUAAUAUGGAAUGUAGUUACGAUGCCAGUCUAUUCGGUUCUGAGGAGCUGGCCUAAAUGAUAUAAGCACGAUUUAAAAAUUUCCGAAAACAGACAAUUCGCUAGCUUGCCUCGCGGGCGACGAUUACAACACGAUUAAUAUUCCCGAAACACAAAAUUGUAUUUGUAUCUACUAUUAUUGUACGCGCAAGUAGUGCGCGACUCGUUCUUUGAUAAUAACGUCUAUUGAUGUUCACAGUGUUACGGCAGAAGACUUCGCGAUAGGUAUCAUUUGUAAGACUUUUGGUAACGUUGGUUACACAGACGAUAUAUUGUAUAACGGUGAUAUAUCUUAUCCGGCGCACACACCAAAAAUCUGACUAUGUAUAGGACAAGUUUCAUGCUCCAAUUAAUAUCCUCCCGACGAGCAAUCGAUUCAUAUACGUAGCAUAGUUUUUCGAUAAAUUAUAAACAGAACUUUUUUCAUUACGAGAACACGUAUAUAUAUAUAUAUACUCGAGUUUGUUCGAUAUACCGAUGUACGCAUUAAAAGCAAAAAUAAAAAUUCAAAAAAUCAAAAAUUAUAAUUCAGUUUUUUUUUUCUUAUAAUUAAACGUGGACACGAUAGUGUAUACCUACCUUAACCGGGAAAAUACGAACGCGCGCUUAACCGAAUAUAUGUUUCAUUAUUUCAUAUAUUAACUGAAUAUAUACUUUAUUAUUUCAUAUAUUAUACAAAAGUAUGUAUGAUACAAUACUUGUGUAAAUAUCUGUGAAACAAACGGAAAGUAGAUAGGACAAAAUAUAUUUCCACGCAGAGACUAGUUUAUCUUAGUGCCUGAAUUUAAGGUGAUAUAUUUGUUUGGUGAUGAGGUAAAUAAAGGAAUUAUUAGGAUUCAUUCACUGUCCUGAAAGAUUUCAGACGAUAACAAAUGUAGAAAUAUGUUACGCGCGCUGAUUAAUACUAAAGAACACACAUACAAUACUCGACAAAGUCAAAAUCAUGAUUUAAUUAGUGUGCUAAUUAUUUAAUAAAAAUUUAAUAUAUAAAUCUUCGGAAAUCGUAUGCUCCUAGUUAUAACUAUUCAAUUAUCCACUUGAAUUAUUUGUUUAAGUGUCCAAUUAAAUAAUCAGAACAUAGUGACUCGUACAAAACAUCCGACUUCCAAAUUUAUAUUAGAAUUGCAUUGGCAAGAAAUGUUCAGCAAUGGAAAAAUUUUAAAAAUCUGGAGCUUUACAGAAAUAUUAUAACGGAGUUCACAAGUAGGUAAAAAGAAUUUACAAGAACAAGUAUUUGCUAAGAAAGAUCAUAAUAUUACACGAAGAUGUUAGAAGACAGGUUCAUUUGGAAACACGGACUCCCUGAGACAUUCCGAUCCACACAAGACUAGCCUUAAGAUGUAAGGGUAUUAAUUGAAAGUGAAUCUCAAAAAGAGGACAGAAUUUAGAAAGAAAGGAUGAUAAUCUUGAUUAUGCAAGUCAGGAUUUACAGUAAAAGAUUUAAGAGUAAUUACUUCCUUAAGGGGAAUGAAAAAUUGCUUCGUUAUAUUAUUUCAUCUACAUAUCUUGUGUUUCUCUGCAAGGCUUCAUUUUUUUUUUUACUUUUCACGUUACUAAACGUUUCUUGUGUGAGUUCUCAGUAUUACGCAUUUUUCUUCAAAGCAAAAAGUUUCUUCGCAUAAGACACGCUGAAUAAACAAGAAUAUCAAAAUACUUAUUAUUUACUAAUAACAAUUAUUAGUAAAUAAUUAUUUACUUUCGCUGUAUUACAUACUGUGCUAUUUACUGCUCUCACACUCUGGCACCAUAGAAGACAUUAACAAAUGCAUUGCCAUCGUAACGAAAAAAAAACAUACGGAAAUUAUCAUCUAUAAUAUAUAUCAAGUAAUUCAGUAAUAAUAAAAUACAUCUUAAAAAUAUACUACUGCGAAAAUUGUCAUAUAAAAUCGUUUCCCAACGCUGUUAUUUGAUACAUAAUUCAUAUAUACUUAAAAUUAUAGGAUUCUGUUUCUUUGAAACUGUGUGAAAUAAAAACAGAGACAUUAUUUGGUAAAUAAAAAUCUUAAGUUUAAAAAAAUAAACAUAUCGGCUAAUCAUGAUGUACUCGAAUAUAAAAUUAAUUCAUCUGUGAUUACUUACGGUAGUUACGUUAACUAUUAAUCAUUUAACUAAGUAUAAACUUAUUAAUCAUUGAUGUACAGAUAAUAGAAAAAAUAUAUAAAAAGUUCUAUAUCCA